Molecule: messenger RNA, 426 nt
Organism: Scheffersomyces coipomensis
Lineage: Eukaryota; Fungi; Ascomycota; Pichiomycetes; Serinales; Debaryomycetaceae
Gene: PPT2
Product: holo-[acyl-carrier-protein] synthase
Exons: 1
Coding region: 1-426 (141 amino acids)
Molecular function (GO): holo-[acyl-carrier-protein] synthase activity; magnesium ion binding
Source: RefSeq, a predicted model, not a curated record
AUGAUACGAUUUCCAGUUACAAGAGCAAUUGGUGUUGAUGUCACUAGUAUAAGUCGAUUCAAGAAGUUGUUGGAAAAGAAUAAUGAUUUUGUGGAGAGACUAAGUUUAAGGUUACUACAUCCCAAAUAUGAAUUAAAUAAGUUUGUCACUUUAAGAAAGAAUCAUGAAUCAGAUCAAUUAUUAUUAUUCUUAGCAGGUACUUGGGCUAGUAAAGAAGCAUUAUACAAAUCAUUGGAUAUAUCGGAUCAGAGAUCAUUUGAAUUCAAACAUUGGUACAGGCUGUAUGAUGAAAAUGGUAAACCUUUGAUUCAAAGUGAUAUUCAUACAACGGAUGAAUUUUUACUCAGUUUAUCACAUGAUCAAGAUACGGUUGUUGCAAAUGUGAUACGACAACAGUAUAUAACUAUACCAGAUAUAACGAAAUAG